CUCGCGCGUGUGCAUUUAGAAAGCACGUCACGCAGGCGGAAGUGCGCUGGGUGUCAUCAGUGGCAAGAUGGUGGCCACUAGGAGAGGUACACGCUUGGGUUCCCCAACUAAAAUGACCAGCGAUGAAGCUUCUGGAGUCACGGUGCCCACUCCUUCGACCAGAAGAACACUACGUAGAACUAUAUUGGAGGAGAACCAGUCGCAGUCAGAACUCACUGGUGACUCUCAGCCAGAUGAGCCAAAAGAUGACAGUGCUGCCCCUUCCUUACGAGCAAGUCCACUUAAGCAAGAGACUAGAAGAUCCAGGCGUCUUCCUGCAAAUAAAAAACAGCCUGACUCUACCCAUGAAGCUGAUGUCUCGGAAUCAGAAUCCUGCUGCUCUGUAGUUGCAGAUGUGCAGGUGACACCUAGAACUCGUAGAAGAACUAUGAUCUGGGAGAAACCAAAAGGCACAGCACAGGACGAAGCAUCUGACGCUAAAUCCUGCUUAUCUUCAGUUUCUAUGACCCGUUCAUGCAGGGCAACACGUAGUCUAAAGAAACCCGCUCAGACUCCAGCAGCCUCUAACGCUGCAAAGGAUAAUGAUGGUGGCGAUUUGUCAGGGGCGGAGUCUUGCAGCUCUGUUCUGUUUCUCAAAGUUCCGGACACUCGUAGGAUAACCAGAAGCCACAGGAAAACUGCGGUUGCCUCCACCGAAGCAGACCCAUCAGAACCAGAGUCAUGCUCGUCCAGUGUUUCUGGCCUUUGGGGUUCCAUGGUCCGUAGGUCCACACGAAACCAGAAGGUAAAACUAACCAGACCAAUCCCUUUGAACUUUGAAGAUACCACAGACACCCCUUCCUCUCCAAGGUCCAGCAGAACAAGAGGCUGUAGACGCAAGGCAAAGUCAGGAGUUGAAGAAGAGGUAUAUGACUCGGACGGAUGCAAAUCUGGUCCUAGUAUGAGUCCCUGGAGGUCCACUAGGCGUCAAGCCAAACUAGACACUCUGGUUGGCGAGUCUGAUUCUGAAUCAGUUGCUACUGAUAUCUGCACCUCUCAAGGUAGUCCAAGCUCUUUAAGAGGAAGGGGAACUCCUUGUAGAAGCCGAACCGGCUCUACCAGUAGUAACCGGGCUGUUCCUGGAACCAGGACAAGAAGCAAAGCAAGAGAUACCCCUGAUUUGAGCAUCUCUUUAACAACUCUUUCCACCAUGCCUGAGAAAGAACGAGAGGCAGAGGAACAUGAGCUAGUACCUCCCCAACCUGAAAAUGUUCUAGGAGAAGACAAGAAACUCGAGGACACAGUGAAACAACUUGACCACACCAUGACCAUGGACACAAGUAAAGCCAAGGAGAGCAACACGAUUGAGGACACAGUUGGAGAACUCACUCUAGUUCUCGAGCAAGAUGAGACUGUCGAAAGCAGUGCAAGUGCAGAAGUCGAUUUGCUGGAACCUCAGAGCACGCAAGAGACCGAGUCUCAAUUUAGAGCUGUGAUUGUGUUUGAAACUGUCAACUUGAAGGACUGUGGGACCGAAACGCACACCGAUCGAGAAGCCGUGGCUGAAAUGGAUCUUACAGUAAUUGAAGGUAAAGGAGAUACAGGAGAUUUUGCAGUGGAAGACUAUGAGCCAGAGUUUGUGGAAGCAAACCAUGCUGUUGAUGUUCAGGCAUGUUAUGAGCAUGCCAUGGAUGAUACAGUAGGUGCCAUCCCAGAGGAUCAUGUAUUAGCUAUAGCUGAGAAGAUUGUGACCGAUGUUGAGGAACUUGAGGAGAGUAUUGGUUGUGAGAGAGGCAUAGUAGCUAUCAAAGAUCAUAGUGACACCGUUAAGGCAACUGUGGAUGAAACUUCUAUAAUUUUGACUGAAGUGGAAGGUCCCUCUUCAAGCUUGAAUACUCAAGCAGAUUUGACUACUACAGAGGAACCAUCUAAGGAAGCUCCUUCACAGAGAGGAAUGAUCAGUUUACUAGAUGGCAGCGAGGAUGAGGAGAGUGGUGAAGGUCUGUCUCCAGAUGAAGAGGAGGGGGGUCGUUCACAGGAAGCUGAGGACAUGCCGAGUGAAGAAUUGAUGUACCCUGAUGGAAAUCAGAUGUCAGUAGAAGCAGCAGCUCACAGUAAUGGACUGUUUGUCAUAGACACUAGGCCUGGACUACGGCCUGAUGAAAAGUACUAUGUUGAUGUAAAGCAAACAGAGGAAGAGGACGAGGAAGAUUUUGUUGACGAAGCAGGAGAUGACGACGAUGAUGAAGAUUCAAGAGUGCUCUUUGCGUCCAGAAAGCCUUUGACACAAUUAUCCAGUUCCAUUGACACAGGUCUCAAAAUGAAGGAACUUGGUGGUUUGUACAUCAGUUUUGAUGGCAGCAAGCCAGCAAAGAGUCUUUCCAACAGUUUGGAAACUCAGAAGGACCAGAACAAUCUGGAUGAGCUGCUGAAGAAGAGUGUUAUCAUUCCCGAUUUGGAGAAGAAAGAUGCAGUGCCUCCUUACAAGGAAUCAAAGCAUGCUGCUAAACUCAAGCGCAAGGUGGAAAGAGAAAAGACUACUGGGGAUGGCUGGUUCAACAUGAAAGCCCCUGAAUUAACAGAAGAGCUCAAAAAUGACCUUAAGGCAUUGAAGAUGCGCUCGGCCAUGGACCCAAAGCGCUUCUACAAGAAGAAUGACAGAGACGGAUUUCCCAAGUACUUUCAGGUUGGCACAGUGGUUGACAGCCCAGUGGACUUUUAUAAUUCCCGAAUUCCGAAGAAACAAAGGAAAAGGACAAUUGUGGAAGAGCUGCUUGCUGAUGCAGAGUUUAGAAGCUAUAACAAAAAGAAAUAUCAAGAGAUCAUGACAGAAAAAGAAGCACAUGCUGCUGGCAAGAUGCACAAAAAGAAGCAUAAAUUUCAUAAAAAGAAAAUGAAUAAAUAAUUAGAUUUGUAUCCUUCUGUUUGUGAUAUUUUUAAACAGGAAUUUUGCCUAUGUAAAGACAAUUCGUAUAAAUGGCAAAUAUAUUUUUUGCAACUACUGUAAAUUCAGUGCUUGCAUAAUUUUUUUAAGAGAUUUUAGUGGAUUAAUGAAAGUGAUGUUUUGAAGAAUAAUUUUGCAUAUGCCAAAAAACAUGUAAUUUAUACAGAGAAAAACAGUGAAUUUACACUUUAAACGUUUUUCCAUUGAAAAGAAAAAAUUCUGUAGAACAGAACAACAGUGCGGAUGGAAAAAAAUCAGAUUGAGAAGACUUAUCAAUUAAGUGCAAACAGCCAUUGUCAGACAUGUUUUAUUUUUCUGGCUUUGUGAAUUCACAAUAAAUCAAGUCAAAUAAA
This is a messenger RNA of Myxocyprinus asiaticus (Chinese sucker), 3276 nucleotides long. RefSeq lists its product as uncharacterized. Bases 68 to 2884 code for a protein of 938 amino acids. NCBI's taxonomy places the organism in Eukaryota, Metazoa, Chordata, Actinopteri, Cypriniformes, Catostomidae. The transcript has 7 exons. The record is from RefSeq and is a predicted model, not a curated record. Gene Ontology annotation, molecular function: RNA binding. Gene Ontology annotation, biological process: RNA processing. Gene Ontology annotation, cellular component: nucleolus.